Cyclopterus lumpus (lumpfish) is the source of this 1954-nucleotide messenger RNA. RefSeq names its product cellular communication network factor 1, like 2 (gene ccn1l2). The coding region runs from base 4 to 1155 and encodes 383 amino acids. Lineage: Eukaryota; Metazoa; Chordata; Actinopteri; Perciformes; Cyclopteridae. Gene Ontology annotation, biological process: signal transduction. The record is from RefSeq and is a predicted model, not a curated record. Gene Ontology annotation, cellular component: extracellular region. Gene Ontology annotation, molecular function: protein binding. The transcript is spliced from 5 exons.
AGGAUGCUUAGCCCUGUUACUAUGCAGCAGAUCAUUUCCACCCUGUUUGUGCUCAGCAGCGCUGCAGCGAUGGCAGCCAGUGAGUGCCCGGCUGAGUGCUCCUGCCCGCCCUCGCCCCAGCCAUGCCCGCCUGGCGUCAGCUGGGUGACUGACCACUGUGGCUGCUGUAAAGUUUGUGCCAGGCAGUUUAAUGAGGACUGCAGUGCCACCGAGCCCUGCGAUCACAUCAAGGGUCUACGCUGCCAUCUGGGGGCCGGAGAAGACCCUGAGAGAGGACUGUGUAGAGCUGAGGCCCAGGGUUUGCCAUGUGAGUUUAGCGGGCGUGUGUACCAGCAUGGCGAGGACUUCCAGCCCAACUGCCAGCACCAGUGCACCUGUAUGGACAGGGUGGUGGGCUGCAUGCCCCUCUGUCCUCGCCAAGUGCCACUGCCCGGCUGGCGCUGCUCACGUCCCCGGCUGGCCCGGCCCGAUGGCAGCUGCUGCGAGGAGUGGGUGUGUGACGACAACAACCACAUCAGUGAGGAGCCAGACGAGAUGACACACACCUCCCUGCCAGACAGCCGGUCCCUUCCCAACCACAUCAGUGCCCUGCUGCAGGCCCAGUCGCACCCUCUGCACCCAGCUGCUGCCAGAGGGGCCACACUCAGAGAGAUGGUGUCCUUCCCCAUGUCUGAGGUGUUACUCAAAUCUAGCUGUUUCCCACAAACCACUGAGUGGAUCGAGUGUUCCACCACGUGUGGGAUGGGCAUUUCAAGUCGAGUGAGCAAUGACAACCCAGACUGUCGGCUGCUCAGAGAAACCAGACUGUGCCAGAUCCAGCAAUGUGAGCUUCAGCUUCCUGUAGCUAGCAAGAAGUGGAAGAAGUGUCAGCGAACUGUCCGCCCCCAGGAACCGGUCAGAAUCACCUUCGCCGGAUGCUCGACUACCCAGCGGUACCGCCCUCGUACCUGUGGGACUUGCACCGACGACCGCUGCUGCACACCCUCCCUCUCCCGCACAGUGAUGCUCCGCUUCCACUGCCCCGAUGGAGAGGGCUUCUACAGAAAAGUCAUGUGGAUCCAGCGCUGCAGCUGCAAUACAAGCUGCCGGAUUCACAGCGGGCCCUCCAGCCCCUCAGUCAGCCUCCACAAUGACAUCCACACCUUCAGGCACUGACUCUUCAUGCCUGGCUCCUGGCCUGGCACACUGGGCAAAGACUCUGCACCUCCCCCUGCCUAAGCCUGUCUGUCAGUCUGUCGGCAGGGUGAGCCCCUGCCUAACCCCCCACCCCCAACUAUGCAAUACACUCGCUUGCACUUUAAGUGUCCUGCUACAAUCACAUCAGUCUGUCCACACUAGUGUUACUGCUCUUGUGCAGGGCAGCACUGAGGACAACACUCUAUGACACUGUUGGCAGAUGCUUUUACGGAAACUUCUUUUAUCGAAUUGUAAUGUUGUGUCCUCUCCACAGAGAGUCAUGUGACAGUCAUACAGAAUGAAGUUUUUUAAACAAAUCGGGAACAUUUAUGACAAGUGAUGGAAAUUAGGGACAUUUUAAAUAAUGAGGAAGAACUAGAAGACAUAUUAAUUUGUUACUAUAUGGGCGGUGUGUUCUUUAUUACCUGUCCUUUGUGACACACCUGUAGUGUGUGUGUGUGUGUGUGUGUGUGCGCGUGUGUUUUAGGAUGAGAAACCUUCAUAAGUAUGUGCUCAUUAUGCUACUACAGUAUAUUGAUCAAAGAAUAUAAUGUAUAUGUACUUCACUCUUAGUUGUGGAGUGGUAAAUACUAGGAUCGCCUCAUUUUUCGGGGUGUGAUUUAAUAUUUUACUUUUGUGUGUGUGCGUCCUUCACAGUGUACAUACAAUGUUUUAUUUUGAGGAGUGAAAUAAUGCUAUGUAUUUAAAACGUGUUACACAUGUUCAUCGAAUGUUUUGGUCUGUAAUUUCCUGCACAUCAAAUAAAAAUGUAUCAACC